Penicillium canariense is the source of this 876-nucleotide messenger RNA. RefSeq lists its product as uncharacterized. The transcript has 4 exons. NCBI's taxonomy places the organism in Eukaryota, Fungi, Ascomycota, Eurotiomycetes, Eurotiales, Aspergillaceae. The record is from RefSeq and is a predicted model, not a curated record. Bases 1 to 876 code for a protein of 291 amino acids.
AUGCAUGCUGCUGCAGCGACUCGUGGAGGAAACCACUCUACUAAUAGAAUUGAGGACACAGGCGGAGCACAAGAGACAGAGAGAUCCUCAAAACCCAAUGAGGGGCCCUCCCCAAAUCUCACGAUCUUUCCGGCCCGAAGGAUUCGCGUCCUAGUCCGUCCUCUGUAUAUUCUCGUCUUGUCAAUAAACAUGUUCCUCUUGUACAUCAUGCCUGAGCUUGCAGGGGCACAUCCCCACUCCGUGACUAGCAAACUAAACGCGACGUCUGGGGAAGCACAGAUGUGGAGGUCACUCGCGGUGAUCCAUCCCAGCGCCGUUGUGCACUUCUCCCUCUCCGGUCGCGGAUCCGAGAACGUCAAAAUCCCGACUAGCAAAUGGGUGGGUUUCUCAAAUCCCGCGUCUCCCUCCCAUUCGUACGAUACUGUGCACCCGGAUCCCGACAAUUGUACUGCCUCAUCAACCCCCCAGCUCGCCUCCCACCCACAAUCGCAAAUUGCAACCCGGUCAUCCUUCACCUACAAAUCCGCCCCUAACCCAAAACGACCUCUCCAUUGCUUCUCGUUCUCUUCGUUUCUGCCCCUCCUCUUCCAAAUCACAUUUGCAUUAGCCGAUUUAUCAGACGACCAUGGGCCGGAUAGACCCACAACAGGCGCUCGAACGUCCCACAACGCGUUCGCCUCCAUGCGACAAGUACGUGCUUCUCCGUUACUGACUUGGAUAUACCUCGGAACAGCAAUUGGCACCUCUCAGUGGAGGACUGAUCUGAAGAUCGACGCCGUCACACACUUGGAAUUCAAAUGGACGUCCACGUACGCUGGAGUCAUGAGCUUGCACACCCAAUCCAUGCUAGCAGCUAUCGAGCGACACUGGGACUGA